UCUGAAGUCGUCUUUUCUCCAUCAGCUGUUAAAUGUCAAAAAAAAUUAGAUGAGAAAUUUUUUUUUCGUUUUUUUGAGAAAAUUUAAAUAGAAAAUAAUUGUUGUUUUUUUUGUAAAUAAUGGCGUGGUUAUCGGGACUUGCUGGAAAAGCUGAAACUCUAUUGAAUAAAAUCGACCAAAAUACCGCAGCAGUAUUAAGUAAAGAGAAAAAUGAUCAUUUAACGGAGGUUAUGUGGAUGCCACCAAAUGAAAAUUCCGAAAAUAUUGUUCACGAUAUACCGAGAAAUUUUUCGUACAAUUCGAUUGUAAAUUCUGACAUAUCGCCACAGAGGAAUGUAAAUGUUAUUAAAGAUGACGAAUUAAUUACUUAUUUAAAUACACCAAUUGUCACUCCAACGAGAAAUUUGAAAAACACUGAAAAUGGGGAUUUAAUUCUUCAUUUGCCACCCGAUGAGCCAAUUUUGCAAAUCGAAGGCGAUUCUUCUGAAACGUCUAGUGUAAAAAGUGUCGAUGCAGUUUUUCAUAUUGAUGAAUUAACAUCACAAGUGAAUAAUUCCAGUCCAAGACAUAACGAUAAUCAUACACGUGAAUUAUUGGAUAUUUCCGAAAGUUUGCCAGUUGAUGCUUCAACGUCUGUAAAUGAUGAAUUAAGUUUCGCUGGACGAAAAGUGGAGUCAACAAAAUUAUUUCCCAACAACAAUGAUGGUGCAAUUACAAAGAAACAAUUACGAUUUCAAAAGAAUUCUGACGACAAAAAAGGUCUAAUUGACAAACAACAGACGGAUUAUCAAAAGGAAAUUAAUGCCUUGAAAGAUAAACUGCAAACGUUUGGUAUUGAGAGAAUACAAUUUUCAAAAACAAUUACUGAACUACAGUCAAAUUUAGAAAGAAAUCGUUCGGAAUUAAAUUUGACACGAUCUGAAUUGGAGCAACAUCGUGCAAGGGCAUUGAAAACUCUACAGGAAAAAGAGAAAUUAAUUACUGAAUUGAGAGGUAAUGCAAAUUCGGGACUCGAUGAAGCAUCGACAAUGGAACUUAAUCAAUUGAGACAAGAGAGAGAAGUUCUUCGUGAGGAAAAUCAAAAAUUUUGUGAACAAUUGAGAUUGUCAAGAGAGGAAUUAAUUGAGGCGGAUUUAAAAUUGGAAAAUUCUCGACAAAAAGUAAUUGAUGUCAGUAAACAGGCACAGGAGACAAUUGCAACUGAGAGAAGAAGGCGAAUCGACGCUGAAGAUGAAGCAAGACAACGUACAGAGGAAGCGAAGUCUAUAAAGGAGGAGUUUAUUCUUCAGGAAAACAGCACUUCGUCAAAAUUGAGAAAACAAGAGGCGGAAAUUUCUAGAUUAAGAUCACAAUUAUCGGCUGCUUUGACUCCAAGCAGCGAGGUCGAAUCUCGAUUAGCGACACUCACACAGACUUUAGUCCAAAAGCAACAAGCUUUAGAAAGUUUAACAACCGAGAGAAAUGCUCUGCGAUUGCAGUUAGAAAAAAUAGAGAUAGAGUACAGAAAUUCGAGAAAAACUUUAUUAUACAGUAGUAACGACACUGACGAUGCAAAGGCUCAGGUUCCUUCUUUUCUAAUGGAAACACCAUUCGACACUAGUGUCACUCGUCGAGUGAAAAGAGCUUACUCCUCAUUAGAUGCAAUUAGCAUACGAACUGGUGUUUUCUUACGACGAUAUCCUUUAGCAAGAAUUUUAGUAUUGAUCUACAUGGGACUGCUUCAAUUAUGGGUGCUUAUUGUUCUCUUUUCUCAAUCACCAGAAGCUCACUGAUUGUCUUCAACAAAAGUGAUUAAAAAAAAAAUCAAUAAUUCUUUGUUAAUACCUGUAGUUUGUUAUGUCUAUAAUUUAAAUUUAUCUAUUUUCUAUAUAUAAUAUAGUAUCCAAAAAAAAGUAUCUAGAAUACGAUUAUAAUGUACAGAGAGAGUAUAUUUUUUACUUGCAAAAAAAAGAAUUUUUGUCGUUAAAGUAUGAGAAUAAAUAAUAAAACCAUUGUUUUUAAUUCAA
Leptopilina heterotoma is the source of this 2006-nucleotide messenger RNA. It is a transcript of the gene Golgin84, whose product is annotated as golgin-84. Lineage: Eukaryota; Metazoa; Arthropoda; Insecta; Hymenoptera; Figitidae. Gene Ontology annotation, biological process: Golgi organization; retrograde transport, vesicle recycling within Golgi. The transcript is spliced from 7 exons. Gene Ontology annotation, cellular component: Golgi membrane; Golgi cisterna. The coding region runs from base 120 to 1772 and encodes 550 amino acids. The record is from RefSeq and is a predicted model, not a curated record.